AUGGCAGGUCUGAAAGACGAUGAAUGCAGAACAAAAUUCCGCCAACGCGUGUCUAUUCAUGUUGGAGUACGGACCAGGAAGAAGCUUAGCGAUGUGAAUUCCUUCACAAAGUGCAUCCAGGACGCUGCAAAGGAAACGCUCUCGGUUCUGUUGCCGCGGAAGAAGUUUGCCUUUGCAUCUGCGGAAACAAAAUCCACAUACAAUUCUGUAUGUGUCUCGCGCAGCGCUGGUGACUUCAACCAGGAAAAGCGUCUUAGAAGGAAGCUGCGUCGUCAACUGCAACAAGACCGCGAUAACGAGUGGACGUCAAGAGCGAUGAAGUUUGAGAAGGCGUGGGAGGACAAGAACCCGCGGAAAGCCUAUGCUCUACUAAAACAGUAUAGCGGCAAAAUGAAAAGAUGUUCCCCUAUCCUCAACACUGCCAAUGGGGUAGCUGUCGGUGAAGCAACCCUUUCAAUUCGGAAGGAACACUUCAAGACCUCGCUGAACCGGCUAGCACCGUCAGCUCCUGAACUCGAACACGUUCAUAGACCGACGUAUGCGGUUAACGAGGGGCCACCGAUCGAGUCGGAGGUCAUGGUCUGUAUUCAAAAAAUGAAGAAUGGAAAAUCUGGUGGAGACGACGGGAUUAGCGCAGAAAUGCUAAAAUAUCUUCCUCCGUCGGGGAUUCGAAUUAUCGAAGAAUCCCUUUGCUGCGUGUACAAAGCAUUGGAGCGCAUUAUCCUGAACCGACUCAUUAAAUAUCGCAAAGAAACAACGCACGACGAGCAAGCUGGCUUUCGUCCUGGCCGAUCUACGAUUGACGAGGUGUUCAUCGUCAGGAGAGUGAUCGAAAUCUGGCAGCGGUAUUCGAAGCCAGUGCAAUUACCGUUUCUGGACUUUGAGGCUGCGUUCGACUCUUCUCACCGAGGCCGUCUUCUCAACGCGCUUUGCACCGACGGAGUACCAGGAAAGUUCAUUCGCUUGCUUGAUGACAUGAAUCAACGAACAACUGCUGCAGUCCGAACACCAGCCGGAUGUACAACACCGUUUGAAGUGGUAACUGGAGUAGGACAAGGGGCAGUGGCUUCCUGUUCAAUUUCGCCAUCGACGACAUUAUGCGAAGAACAGUCGACCAGUGUCCUGCCGACAUUGUCUUAG
This is a messenger RNA of Necator americanus (New World hookworm), 1140 nucleotides long. RefSeq lists its product as uncharacterized. The transcript is spliced from 2 exons. The record is from RefSeq and is a predicted model, not a curated record. Bases 1 to 1140 code for a protein of 379 amino acids. Lineage: Eukaryota; Metazoa; Nematoda; Chromadorea; Rhabditida; Ancylostomatidae.